Heterobilharzia americana is the source of this 2036-nucleotide messenger RNA. NCBI's taxonomy places the organism in Eukaryota, Metazoa, Platyhelminthes, Trematoda, Strigeidida, Schistosomatidae. The record is from the annotation of a GenBank genome assembly.
GAACUUGUCCGAGUUCAAGGAGGCAUCCUGAAUGACAUUGUGAUUGUGGCGUGAUGCGUGCUAAGUGGAGAAAAAAGAGGAUGAGGAGGUUGAAACGCAAGAGGAGGAAAAUGAGGGAAAGGAGCAAGUGAUCAAACCACUGUUCGAAACUUUUGUACAGCUGUGGUAGACUAAAUAAAUCUUUUCCACACUGGUGUCUUCUUUGUGCAUUGCAUAUUGGGUACAAGUACUAGACCACAUCAUUGUAUCUGACCCUUUAAAAACCAAUAAACUAUCUCUUUGACUGUGACUUCUUAAAUGUCUGUUGGUAUAGCGAUCAUGUCUCGUCGUUCUAACUGUAGGCGGAUGAACCAGGGGAAGACGUCGAGUUACUGGACGAAGACGUGGAGUGGAUUGCAGAUGAAGAUGACCCGGUGAACGACUCGGAUGAGUCGGCUAGUGAAGGUGGUAUGAACGAAGAAAGUAUGGAUAUUGUACAACAGUUUACACCGCCUCAAGACGAUACAUUCAAAUUACUCUCUGGUCAUAAAGAAAGUGUAUUCUGUGUUGACUUUGACAGUACGGGGAAAUUUCUUGUCUCUGGCGGACAAGAUCAUAUUGCUAUCAUAUGGAACGUGGUGACGGGUCAGACUGAAUUCACUUGUCGAGGUCAUGAAGAUUCUGUUCAUUGUGUCAGUUUUAGUCCAGAUGGUUCUUAUCUAUGCACUGGUGAUAUGGCUGGAAGUAUUCGUGUUUGGUUAAGACCAAUGGAGACAGAAAAUCCAAUAGAAUGGAGAUUACUAACGACAUUAAAUGUUGGUGAUUUAUUAUGGAUUCAAUGGUGGUCACCUCCGCUGAAGGGAACAAAAAUAACCAGUGGAUUACCGAAUCCUGCGGUACUUUUAGCCGGUGAUGAUGAUGGUCUUGUGACUGUUUGGCCUGUAAGACCAACUCUGGCUAACAACACAGCUAAUCAUGCUAAAUGUUUAUCAGGUACCGGUCAUGCUGCUUUAGAUGGCCUCAUUUUACCAAGUUCCUUAAAUACAGAUAAACCGAAAUUAGUUGUUCUCUAUCGAAAUGGUGAUUUACGUCUAUGGGAUUUGAAAACAGAACAAGUACUCGAUAGUAUUCAACUAUUCAGUUCACAUUCAAGUCUAUCAAAUUUAUGCAGAAGUUUAGAAGUUUUUCAAUUAAUUUCACCUCAAUCAUUUAUAAUACAAUCCAAGUGUACAAACCUAACACCUAUUGUCGGUGUAGAUCAACAUGAUUUAUUGUUAAUCACAGGGAAUGGAUUUAUUUGUCCUGUUUCUGUAAAAUAUGAUACAGAAAUGUUAAAUUCACGUUUAAAGAUUUUAGAUGUACUUAAAAUGGAUGAUGAUGGAUCAAUUGAAGCAUUGAGUUGUUCUUGGACACAUCCAUUAUUCGCUUUUGGUUCUAUCACUGGUGUAUUGGGGAUUUGUGAUACUCAAACUAUUAGUAUCCGUCAAAAGUGGACUUAUAUCGAUGAAGAUGAUGGACAACCUAUUGGGAUUACAUCGUUACGCUGGAGUCGAUACCAACCAGUGUUUUUUACUGCUACUGUUAAAGCUUCAAUAGUUGCAUGGUCUGGAGUUACUGGUACCAUCGAAAGAACAUCUACAGGUUCAGUGAAAGAUCCAUCUCCAUUGAAAAUAUGGUGGGGUCAUAAAGCAAUGAUUUUAGACUUAACUUUACUGUCAUUUCAUCGAGUAACAAAUGAAACUGCAAUCGACGAUGGUAAUAAAACAAGUGAAGCAUUGAAGAAAACAGAAUUGUACAUUGAACCAUUUUUAUGUACCGCAUCAGAUGAUACAACUGUACGAUUGUUUAAAAUUGAUAUUCCCUAAUCCAUUUUAUUAAAUUACACAUAUAUUUACAAGUACUACUGAUAUAAAAACUGUCUUGAGUUUGAUUGUACUUAACUUGUUUAUUACAGCUUAGUCAGUAAUAGCUAGUUAAACCCGAGGUCAAAUAAUGCACGAGACCUUGAAAUUUCAAGGUCAAGGAUUAUAUUCGAAAUAAAAAUAAAUUAAAACUUC